AUGUCUACUGUUAAGUGUCUUAUUGUUGUAGCUGUCAAAAGACAUUGGCCUUUAUUUCAACUUGAUGUUAAUAAGGCAUUUUUGCAUGGUGAUCUAGAUGAGGAUGUUUAUAUGAAGCUGCCUCCUGCCCUUACUGUUUCUUCUUCUUCAUCUGCUUCUUCUUCCUCUUUGGUUUGUAAGCUCAAUAAAUCACUCUAUGGGUUAAGACAAGCUUCUAGGCAAUGGUAUGCCAAGCUGUCUCAAGCUCUCUAUUCCAAAGGUUACUUUCAUUCCAUGAAUGAUUAUUCAUUAUUCAUGAAAGGCAGUCCUGGUAAUCUAGUGGUGUUAGCAGUCUAUGUGGAUGAGAUAAUCCUCACAAGUGAUGCGUUGGAUGAGAUACAUACUUUAAAGCAAUUCUUAGAUAGUGAGUCCAAAAUAAAAGAUUUAGGGUCUCUCCACUAUUUCCUGGGUAUUGAAGUCACUUCUCAUUCUUCUGGUGUUCUAUUGAAUCAAAAGAAGUUUGUUCAUGAUUUGUUGAAAGAAUACAACUGUUUAGAUGUUGCUCCUGUUAUCUCUCCAUUAGAGCUGAAUCACAAACUACAUGUCAAUGUUGGAGACUUGCUGCCUCAACCUGAUAAGUUCAGAAGCCUUGUUGGGAAAUUGUUAUUUUUAACCCAUACUAGGCCAGACAUCUGCUUUGGAGUACAACAUCUCAGUCAGUUUUUAAAGGCUCCCAGAGUUCCUCAUAUGCAUGCUGCUCUUCACAUGUUGAGGUAUCUCAAAGGUACCCUUGAUCUUGGUUUGUUCUACUCUAGUUCCCGUAAUUUCUCUGUCCAGGCUUACUCUGACAAUGAUUGGGCUGCUUGCCCUGACACACGUAGAUCAGUCACUGGUUUUUGCAUAUUUUUGGGGGACAGCCUUAUUGGUUGGAAAUCAAAGAAACAGCUAGUGGUUUCAUUGUCAUCAGCUGAGGCUGAAUAUCGCGCUUUGAGGAAAGUAGUCGUUGAGUUGACUUGGCUGUCCAGGUUGCUUCAUGAUAUAUCUAUGCCUAUUGUUUCUCCUAUUUCUGUAUUUUGUGAUAAUGCAACUGCUAUUCAUAUAGCCAAGAACCUAGUCUUCCAUGAGCGCACUAAGCAUAUCGAGGUGGAUUGUCAUUUCAUUCGCACCAAGUUGUAUGAAGGCUUAAUUUAA
Nicotiana attenuata is the source of this 1170-nucleotide messenger RNA. RefSeq lists its product as uncharacterized. The record is from RefSeq and is a predicted model, not a curated record. NCBI's taxonomy places the organism in Eukaryota, Viridiplantae, Streptophyta, Magnoliopsida, Solanales, Solanaceae. The transcript has a single exon. Bases 1 to 1170 code for a protein of 389 amino acids.